AUGAAAGUCACCCCAAUUCCUAUAAAAAUUGAAAAUUCUACGUUUUGGACCUUAAAUGUCAAUGAAGAAAUGCUAGCUGUGGACUACAACAAUCAACUAUAUUUCGAAAUAUCAAAUGAAGAAUUCAAAGACUGCCUACAAACAAACAAACACAAUUUUAUAUGUGCUCCCACUAUGGUGAAGAAAAUAGAAGAAAACAAAAAUUGCAUCAUUGACGAAGUCUACAACAGAACAGAAAUUAACCAAUGCAAUAUACAACAACAUGAGAUUCAAGGAUUAAUUUGGAAGCAACUCUAUGCCACCAAUACUUGGAUGUUCAUCACUAAUCAGUCCACACGUAUCGCUAUCUCCUGUAGUGGCGAACGACAGGAAAUCACGAUCAAUGCCACUGGAAUUAUCAGGAUUUCACAAGAUUGCCUGUUGAAAACAAAGAAAAGUAUACUCAAUCCGAAACGGGAUAAAAAGUUAUCAGUACUAGGUAGCUACAUAAAACAGUUUAACAAACCAUAUAAUCAUACAAGGUCAACUCAGCAAAUAACCAAAGUAAUAGAAGAAUCAAUAUUCCAUGCAGAAGACUCUUUUAAACAGCUAAAAGACGAAGAAGAAACUCUUAAUGCAGAUAUUCGAAAUAUCAAAUGGCGGUCCACAACAUCACAGUCCAUUAUUACAAGCACGACAACUACCUUACUCAUUGCAAUUAUCUUGGCACUCGUACUAGGAAUAAGAUUCUACAUCCAGCACAGAAACAAAUCACAUACCAAGGACAACGAUCACGAAGCAGUUCAGUUAGAACCAUUAUAUUCAACUAUUCUCGGGGAAACACAAAACUAA
Photinus pyralis (common eastern firefly) is the source of this 831-nucleotide messenger RNA. RefSeq lists its product as uncharacterized. The transcript has a single exon. The record is from RefSeq and is a predicted model, not a curated record. Lineage: Eukaryota; Metazoa; Arthropoda; Insecta; Coleoptera; Lampyridae. The coding region runs from base 1 to 831 and encodes 276 amino acids.